UCACAACUGCGUUUCAAUGUGCAAGCAUCAGUACGUACUAUAUCAGAUACUGCUACGUGCGCUACUGAACUGGUGCUGUUCAAAUGUAGACCUGGGCCUUCCGACGGACUCAUUAUCGAAGACAGGCCAGGAGGAUGCCCGAAUUGCCAUUGAACACUCAAAAAUCAUAUAAUGUUCCUAUCAGCUUCUGUUCAGUAGAUAUGUUGUCCCGCGAGACAAUGACAGGAUCGGACUCUUAUAUUUCCCUAAAACUUGGACGCACAUUUUUCCCGUGGACUCGUAUUCAGCAUCCCUUCUACAUUUUGCUUUCUUGUGUUCCUCCAGUAUCGCCGGAGAAUUGUUUUAUAAUGCUAUUUCGUUUGCUCGCAGACAUGUCCGACGCCGGAAGAAGACUUCGGAAACGUUUGUUGUCACGUUCAAUUUUCGCGGUAAGGCGUGGUUCAAGCGAGGAGGGCAGUCUCCGACGGGCAUUUCGAAUUUCUUCGAUGAAGUUGUUAUGGGCGCAGGUGGAAGCAAACAAACGUGGGCGUGUUCCCAUCCGCGGACUUCAAUGGUUUCAAUUCCUUGCUGGCCGAAGCAACGAUUUUCUUAAUAGUGGAACCUGAACAGCCUUUUAAGGACAAAUAACUCGUGAAUCAUCUGCCCGAGUCACCUUGUCACUGCUUUCUAUCCAUUCACGAAUGCUCCAAAGUUCUGCUUCUAGACUACAUAACAUGAUCCCCAAUUAAUGUUGAUAAUUCCACGAGACUGUUUUCUCAACGUGUCCAAACGGUGAAUGAAGAACCCUUUCUUUGGGCCUCGAAUUCAAUUCUCGCCCAUAAAUUUGCAUUGAUAUGAGGAGUGGCCCACCCUCCGAAGAAAAGUCGAACGACUGGAAGUAGAUUCAUGCAGGCCCAUCUGCCACACGGCGCAGGGCUGUUGAUGUUCAGACGCUGAUUGCGCAGUAAAGGUGGAUCAAGACAUUAAGUCCAGAAGUUAUACGGCCCUGCAUAUGUCUGAGUGCAUGGAAUUCUUGUUCCUAUUGGGUAUUCGUAACUCGAACCCGCUGCCUCAGAAUCACGAAGAAUCCGGCAAUGAUAUGUGGAAAUUUGGCUCGGGAUAAAUACGAAAGUGCCUCAUGCGCCGAGUUUUGUUUGUUAUCGGCUUUAAUAUUGCUGAACUGUGAGUUUAUAGGACGCUCCGACGUGAAAUGAUUGUGAGGACGGCGGAGAUUAG
Messenger RNA from Fomitiporia mediterranea MF3/22, 1215 nucleotides. RefSeq lists its product as uncharacterized. Lineage: Eukaryota; Fungi; Basidiomycota; Agaricomycetes; Hymenochaetales; Hymenochaetaceae. The coding region runs from base 135 to 605 and encodes 156 amino acids. The record is from RefSeq and is a predicted model, not a curated record. The transcript is spliced from 3 exons.